CCAUAUAGAUUUUAAUAGGGGAAUCCUUAAAGAAUUUGGCUAAGAUUGUAUAGUAUAUAUAUGGUGGCCUCUGCUCUCGCAGUGUGGACUCAAUACAAGACUAAGACCUAUUAUUAGUUGAGAACCUUGAACACUGAAGAGAGAAGAAGGUGCACUGCAACAUUGUUACAGAAAUCAGACAUGGCAACCGGUUCAAGUUCAUCUACAGGUACGGUUUUCUCCAUACAUUGGUUUAAUGAACAUUGAUUUGUGUUUUGAUAACAGUAGCUCAUAUAACUUGUUAUUGGUUUAUGUUUAAUUCUAACACCUUCGACAAAAAAUUCUAAAACCACGACAAUGAACAGCUCCACCACCUAGUCUACCAGCUCUCCACUUGUCCCAUACCUCCCACCAACCCCGACCAACACCAACACCUCCUCCACGUCGUCCAGAAAGUCAUGGCCCACUACGCCGAGUACUACCGUGUCAAGUCUCUUGCCGCGGAGCGCGACACCCUCUCCGUCUUUGUUGCUCCCUGGGCCACCACCCUCGAGCGCUCCCUCUACUGGAUUGGCUGCUGGCGCCCCACCACUGCCUUCCACCUUAUCUACUCCGAGUCCUCCAUCCACUUUGAGGCUCACAUCUUCGACAUACUCCAGGGCAGCACCGGUGACCUCGGGGACCUCACCCCCUACCAGUUCGGCCGCGUCAGCGAACUCCAAUGCGAAACUGUGAAAGAGGAGAAUGCGAUAUCGGAGCAGUUAUCAGAGUGGCAAGCCGAGGCGUUUGAGAUGAUAGGCGCAUGCACGAAUCUGGAUAUGAACAUGGGAUCGUUGGUGAGUGUGUUGAAGACGGCGGACGAUCUGCGGCUGAGGACGGUGAGAAAAAUUGUGGAACUGCUGACUCCACAGCAGGCUGUGGAGUUCUUGAUUGCAGCUGCCGAGUUGCAGUUUGGGGUCCGUGGUUGGGGGAUGAAUCAGGACCGUCGGCGUGGGAAUGUCUGAUUUUCGGUUUUGGUGAUCAGACGGUGGUUAGUGAUCGUUGGCGGAAGUAAAUUGGGGUAUACACUCUGGUUUGUUUGCAGUCUGGAGUACUAUGAGCAGUAUGUAGGUUGUUUAAUGUUAAACCUUUUUGUUCAACAAUAUGGAUAACUUUUGUGUUUUGUAUC
This is a messenger RNA of Malus domestica (apple), 1147 nucleotides long. The record is from RefSeq and is a predicted model, not a curated record. Lineage: Eukaryota; Viridiplantae; Streptophyta; Magnoliopsida; Rosales; Rosaceae.